Messenger RNA from Dictyostelium purpureum, 750 nucleotides. RefSeq lists its product as uncharacterized. The coding region runs from base 11 to 604 and encodes 197 amino acids. The transcript has 3 exons. The record is from RefSeq and is a predicted model, not a curated record. Lineage: Eukaryota; Evosea; Eumycetozoa; Dictyosteliales; Dictyosteliaceae.
UACAACAAAAAUGAAUAAUUAUAAUAACCAAAAUAACUAUAGUAUAAAUAAUUUUAAUAAUUUUAAUAACUAUAAUAACCAAAAUGGUUUUAAUAACUUUACAAACUAUAAUGAUCCAAAUACCAAUAUCAUUACCAAUGUUAACAACAAUACUACAAAUACAACAACAACAACAAAAACAACAAAAACCAAUACUGUUAACACCAAUAAUGAUUUUAACAACAAUAAUAGCUUUAAUAGUUUUAAUAAUUACAAUAACAUGAGCAACUUUAAUUACAAUAUUAAUAAUAACAACAAUAGUAAUAGUAACUACUUCAAUAAUAAUAUUAAUAGUAAUAACUAUGUUCAUAACAAUAUGAAUAGUAACCAAAUGAUUACUAACAAUAAUAUUGGCUUUGAAAACCAAAACAUUAAUAAUGUUAACACAAAUCAAAAUAUUAAUGUAAACAAUUCAAAAAAAGAUGCAACAUGUUUUUCCACUGAACAAUUAGAAUUUCAUUCAACAAUAAUGUUAUCACAUUUAAAAAAUCAAAAUAAGUUUAGAUCAAGAGAAUUUUUAACUAGAUCAAAUGAUUCCACUCCAAUUCUCUAUAAAAACAUUUAAUCAUAUAUAUAUUAGAAAUAUAUAUAUAUAUAAAUUUAAAAAAAAAUAUUUAAAAAAAAAAAAAAAAAAAAGAAAUUUUUUAUAUUUUAUUUUUUUUAUUAUUUAAUAUUAAAUUUCAGGUUAUUUUUGUGUAAAUUCUCUCAACC